AUGAAAGGGUCUGGCCCUCGUUGUGGAUUUGGCGAAAUUUCACUUCCCGAAAACGAGCCUGGUUCGUCGAUUAUGCCUGGUAAAGUUAAUCCAACACAAUGCGAAGCAAUAACAAUGGUGGCAGCUCAAGUUAUGGGAAAUAAUACCACAAUCACAAUUUCUGGCUCAAACGGUCAUUUCGAAAUAAAUGAAAUUAUGAAUCAAAGUUUGAUGCUUGUAACUGCACUUAAUCCCCAUAUUGGUUAUGAUAAGGCUGCUUCUGUGGCCAAGAAGGCACAUAAAGAACAUUUAACACUUAAAGAAGCUGCCACUCAAUUGGGCGUCUUAACAGAGGACCAAUUCGAUGAAUGGGUCAAGCCUGAAAAAAUGCUUGGUAAAC
Molecule: messenger RNA, 379 nt
Organism: Racocetra fulgida
Lineage: Eukaryota; Fungi; Glomeromycota; Glomeromycetes; Diversisporales; Gigasporaceae
Source: the annotation of a GenBank genome assembly